Lachancea fermentati is the source of this 825-nucleotide messenger RNA. The record is from the annotation of a GenBank genome assembly. NCBI's taxonomy places the organism in Eukaryota, Fungi, Ascomycota, Saccharomycetes, Saccharomycetales, Saccharomycetaceae.
AUGAGGCAUCCCUGGCAGAGACUACUAUGGCUCAAACAAAACUAUCCUGAUAAUUAUACGGAUCCUGCAUUCUUGAGGGAACUUGAAAACUUCAAGAAAAACCAAUUAAAACCACAUAUAACAUCAAGCUAUGCUCAAGUAGCGUUCGAUUUUCUUUUAUUUUACCAUCGUUUGUUGAACACAGCACUUACAUAUGUGAUAUUCUCAUUAUUUUACUACUAUCAUUAUGAUCCGUUUAUUUUGACUGGUUCUUUAACGACUUUAGCAUUUAUUAUUGCAUCGUGUCCCUGGUUUAGAACAAUUGAGUUCAAGUCAUCUCUUAUCAUUAUCUUCACCAUGUUGACGCUAUCACCGGUUUUGAAAUCUUUGUCUCGAACCACUUCAUCAGAUUCGAUCUGGACGUUAUCAUGUUGGUUAACCGUGUUCUACCUACUGUCGGUAUAUCUGCAAGAGUCAUCCAUUAUAUCCACAAAUCUACUGGUUGCCAAUGUCGCAGUGUUGUCCUCGAGAUUGAACUCGACAACAGAUGUUUUUUGCUUUGUCCUGAUAUGUAUUGAGGUCAACAUUUUACUUCCAUACUUCGAGCAUAAUUUACUAAUGCGCAAACUGUAUGUUCCUUGCAUGGUGUCAUUUCUCAUGAACAACGUGGUCAUCUAUUCCUUUGUAACUUAUUCUAUGGGCUGGAAAUAUACGACACUACUUAUUUUCUUCACAGUAAUAUUCGUUGUAGUGCUGCCACGUUAUUUUAUCCUUUGGCAACGAUGGUACCAUAGGGGCGACGAGCUUCUUGGAACCUGGGACGCAAAGAAGCCUGUUCUUGAUUGA